UCAGAUCGUUUCACGGAGCAAAGAUGGAGCAGAGAUACCUCGUGCUCGACUCUCCAAACUUCUUGUCGCUGGGCAACACCGACGGGUACCUGACGGCCGCUUUAGAGGACAUUGUUGCCAAUUACCCACCCCGGAACAAGUACCCGCAUGAGGUCUUGCAGGGGUUAUGGAGCGGCCCAACCGGCGCGGCAUACCUUUUAUUGCAGGUCUCUUCGAUCAAACCAGACUUGAUCAUUCGCGGUCAGCCGGCAGAGAAAUGGGCUCGCGCGUACGUCAUGGCACCGGGCUCGCGUGGCCACAACCUCCGCCUUGGCUCUCACGGCUGCGGCAUCAGCGAUGAGAAGCUGGCAUACGAAGCUGUCCGCGCUACCGUGUCCAAGGACUUGAGCCAUGUACGUGACUUCGUCUCGUCUGUGUCGCAGAUCCUCAGCGUCGAAGAGUAUCCGGACGAAUUACUCUAUGGGCGAGCGGGAACGCUGUAUCUCCUGCGCAUGGUUCGCCAUUGGGUGCCGGGUAGUAAUCACCUCGUCGACCCAGCAAUCGCUGAGAUCUCCAACACAAUCAUGAACCGCGGUCCGCAUUGGAAGUGGCAUGGCCGGCGCUACCUGGGCGCUGUGCACGGGGAUAUCGGGAUUCUGACUCAGCUGGUCCUCACCUCGCCGUCGUUGGCACCUAGACUGCAGCCCAUUCUCGAGAGGCUGUUGACCAUUCAACUAUCCGACGGUAACUGGCCUAGUUCUGAAGAGAGCGGGGGGACCGGGAAAGGUCUUGUCCAGUUCUGCCACGGCGCGCCGGGUUUCGUGGUAUCGUUGUCGGCGAUGCGGCCUCACUUCCCUGGCUUGCAGGAUAAAAUCGACGACGGAAUUAGGAAGGGCAGAGAAUGCAUUUGGAACCAGGGCCUUCUGAAGAAAGAGCCCAACCUAUGCCAUGGGAUAUUCGGGAACGCUUUGGCGCUGGCUCAUGGACCACGACGUGAACACUUUCUCGCUGUGGCUACUCCGGAGAAUGUAGCUCGCAUGAAAAGCUCUGAUUCAACUGGGACAGUAUUCGCACGGGCUGAUUAUGGGCGCUCGUACUCGGCAUUGACCAGUUACGCGCCUGCUGCUGCUUGGACGUGGCUGGUUUAUCGGGAAGAAGAUCCUAAGAUCUUGGCGUACAACGACGUCUAGAGCGUCCGCGCUAGGUGUCAGACAUCGUUUCGGGGCGGGAAAGUUGAGUUUGGCAAGAUUAGCAGUAGCAAGCGCAAAAUUGCCUAUACAGCGACGUCGUGAGCCAGUUCCGGGUUGGACCUAACAGGAUCGUGAUCCCGCCAACCGUCAAGUACUCAGUAUUCAUCGGGGAUCUGGCAGAACUACCAGGUAGGCAGUCUAGAUCAAGUAAGC
Canariomyces notabilis is the source of this 1382-nucleotide messenger RNA. RefSeq lists its product as uncharacterized. The record is from RefSeq and is a predicted model, not a curated record. The transcript is spliced from 2 exons. NCBI's taxonomy places the organism in Eukaryota, Fungi, Ascomycota, Sordariomycetes, Sordariales, Chaetomiaceae. Gene Ontology annotation, biological process: carbohydrate metabolic process; peptide modification. Gene Ontology annotation, cellular component: plasma membrane. The coding region runs from base 24 to 1169 and encodes 381 amino acids.